AUGGAAUCCAGUACAAACCCAAAUCCCGCUGCAUUGGCCCUACAAAUUCAGUCGCUAUCAGCCAUUGUGGAAGAACUCACCAGACAGAACCAAGAGAUGAAGCAACGGUUGCUACAUGAAAGUAAUCGUGCAGACAUGGGCGACGACGAAGACAGCAACAGAAGGCGAACUAGCACUCCAGAAGAGGAGUGCCCAGUACCCUCCAAGUUCCGUCUACCCCAACUAGAACCCUUUGAUGGGCUAAAAGAUCCCUUGGAUCACCUGAAUACCUUCAGGACGACCCUAGGCCUUCAACAGCCACCUGAUGAGAUUUUGUGUCACUCCUUCCCUACAACUCUCAAAGGAGCAGCUAAGGAGUGGUUCAACAAGUUGCCAACAUCGUCCAUCGAUAACUUCGAACAGUUAAGCAGUUCCUUUGUUUGUCAUUUCGUAGGCGGGCAGCGUCCAAAAAGGACUGUCGACUAUCUGCUUACCAUCAGACAAGGAGAGAAGGAACCAUUGAGGUCUUAUGUGACACGUUUCACCCGAGGAAUGCUGGAAGUAGACGAGGCGGAUGACAAGGUACAUCUCACGACCUUCAAAGCAGGGUUGAAGUCCAGAGAUUUUGUGGCAUCUUUGGCAAAGAACCCUCCUAAGACAAUGGCCGAGGCACUGUUGAAAGCACAGAAGUAUAUGAACGCGGAAGAAGCCCUAGCAGCCAUUGACGGAGUAAAAAAGAACAAGGAAAAGAAGAAGGAAAAGGAGGACAAUCGACGAGGGCAAAAAAGGGAUCGGGCUGAUCGACAGAAUGACGAUGGAAAUAGGCGAAGGGAGGACAAGAACCCUCGUUCAGUGAAAUUCACACCACUGAUAAUGCCCGUUGACCAGAUUCUAACGAAGAUAAGGGACGAACCGUCUCUUAAGUGGCCAAGACCACUCCAUUCAGCGCUUGGCUUACGCGAUAAGAGGAAAUACUGUCGCUUCCACAAAGAUCAUGGGCAUUACACGGAGGAUUGCAAGGACCUGAAAGAACAGAUUGAAGAGCUCAUCCGUAAUGGGAAACUACAACAGUAUAUAAAAAAGGGAGAAUCCGGCAGGUAUGGACAGAAAAGCCAGCAAGUUAGUUUAGGGAGAGACGAAGACCGCCCCCAACCUUGUCCACAAAGCGCACUGGGGGAGAUAAAAACUAUCACCGAAGGACCGACCACUGGGGGAUCAUUCAAAUCCCUCAGGAAAUCAUACCAAAGGCAAGUAAACAGUGUCCAUAGUAUACCCCCGUUGAAGCAAAAACGAACCAAUGGAGACUUGUACUUCUCUAAAGAAGAUGCCAGAAGUGUAAAGCAACCUCAUGAUGACCCACUCGUCAUUAUGAUCAUGAUCGAGGGGUUCAACAUGCGAAGAGUCCUAGUCGACAGUGGAAGCUUAGCCGACAUAAUCUAUCUUCCUGCCUACUAG
Molecule: messenger RNA, 1434 nt
Organism: Quercus lobata
Lineage: Eukaryota; Viridiplantae; Streptophyta; Magnoliopsida; Fagales; Fagaceae
Exons: 2
Coding region: 1-1434 (477 amino acids)
Source: RefSeq, a predicted model, not a curated record